ACACACUGCCAAAAUUACAGUAAAAACUAAAGGUCCAAAUUUGGAUGCGACUUCCUCACACACUGAAAGCUAAGCGCCUAAGCCAAUAAAAACCAAACCAACGAAACAUACCUUACUUCUCAGCUCUGACACAACCCAACCGUACGCCACAUCCCAUUUCACUCCUUUCUUAAGUUUCUUCUUUUCAUUCGAUUCGUCUUUUCAGUUUUUCUCUUUUCGCUUUUUCAAUUAUUUCGCUCCUUUUUUAGUUGUUUUCCUCAGAAGACGAAACGAACAUGGCGGAAUCGGUGGAGCUUCCGAGCCGGUUGGCAAUCCUUCCUUUCAGGAACAAGGUGCUGCUUCCCGGCGCCAUCAUCAGAAUCCGCUGCACUUCUCCAACCAGUGUGAAGCUGGUGGAACAAGAGCUUUGGCAGCGAGAAGAGAAGGGGAUGAUUGGCAUCUUGCCAGUUCGUGAUGCUGCUGAAGUUAAGCCAGUGGGUCCCACUAUGUCUCAAGGUCUUGAUUCUCUAGAUCAAAGCUCAAAACUUCAAGGUGGUUCAUCUGAUUCUCAUAAACUUGAUGCAAAAAAUCAGAAUGAUGUUGUUCAUUGGCAUAACAGGGGGGUAGCUGCUCGAGCAUUACACUUGUCAAGGGGAGUGGAGAAACCAAGUGGGAGGGUCACGUAUAUAGUUGUUCUUGAAGGUUUGUGCAGAUUCAGCGUCCAAGAACUAAGCACAAGAGGGACAUACCAUACUGCAAGGAUCUCCUCCCUUGAGAUGACUAAGACUGAGAUGGAACAGGUGGAGCAAGACCCUGAUUUCAUAAUGCUGUCUCGCCAAUUUAAAGCGACUGCCAUGGAGCUUAUUUCUCUUCUAGAGCAGAAACAAAAAACUGGUGGAAGGACAAAGGUUCUUUUGGAGACUGUCCCAGUUCACAAGUUGGCUGAUAUAUUUGUUGCUAGCUUUGAGAUAAGCUUUGAAGAACAACUGUCUAUGUUGGAUUCAGUUGAUCCUAAAGUGAGGCUUUCAAAAGCAACUGAAUUAGUUGAUAGGCACUUACAAUCUAUACGUGUAGCAGAGAAAAUUUCACAAAAGGUUGAAGGACAACUGUCAAAAUCUCAAAAGGAAUUUCUUCUGCGUCAACAGAUGAGGGCUAUAAAAGAGGAACUUGGUGAUGAUGAUGAUGAUGAGGAUGACCUUGAAGCUCUGGAAAGAAUAUAAAUUUCAAUUUCAAAAAACUCUAGGAUCACCAUGUCAAUUGACUUUAAUGUGAUGUUAUCCCUCAGGAGACUUAAAAAAAUGCAGCCCCAGCAACCUGGGUAUAGCAGUUCACGGGCAUAUCUGGAACUUCUUGCUGAUCUGCCAUGGCAGAAGGCCAGCAAAGAAAUUGAACUUGACUUGAGAGCAGCACAGGAGCGCCUGGACAGAGAUCAUUAUGGUUUAGUCAAGGUCAAGCAACGGAUAAUUGAGUACUUGGCUGUUCGCAAGCUUAAGCCAGAUGCAAGGGGCCCUGUAUUGUGCUUUGUUGGACCGCCAGGUGUUGGGAAAACAUCAUUGGCAUCUUCUAUUGCUUCAGCUUUGGGCAGAAAAUUUGUGCGCAUUUCCCUUGGUGGUGUCAAGGAUGAAGCUGAUAUUAGAGGACACAGGAGAACAUACAUUGGAAGCAUGCCUGGGAGGCUCAUAGAUGGACUAAAGAGAGUAGCUGUCUGCAAUCCUGUCAUGCUGCUCGACGAAAUUGACAAGACUGGUUCUGAUAUUCGUGGAGAUCCAGCUUCAGCAUUGCUAGAAGUUCUUGAUCCAGAACAAAAUAAAACAUUCAAUGAUCACUAUUUGAAUGUUCCAUUUGAUCUUUCCAAGGUAAUAUUUGUGGCUACAGCAAAUAGGGCACAGCCGAUUCCACCACCUCUCCUUGACAGGAUGGAGGUCAUUGAGCUUCCUGGAUAUACAGCUGAGGAAAAGCUAAGCAUAGCCAUGCGGCAUUUGAUUCCUAGAGUUUUGGAACAGCAUGGGUUGAGUUCUGAAUUUCUUCAAAUUCCAGAGGGGAUGGUCAAGCUUGUUAUUCAUAGAUAUACUAGGGAAGCUGGUGUACGAAAUUUGGAAAGGAAUCUCGCUUCCCUUGCUCGUGCUGCUGCUGUAAGAGUAGCAGAGCAAGAACAGUUUGUCCCACUAAACAAAGGGAUGGAGGGACUAGCUACACCACUUCUGGAAAACAGACUUGUUGAUGGUGCUGAAGUUGAAAUGGAAGUUAUACCAAUGGGUGUCAACAAUCAAGACAUUUCAAACACAUUCAGGAUCACCUCUCCGUUGGUUGUUGAUGAAGCCAUGCUUGAAAAAGUGCUUGGGCCUCCAAAGUUUGAUGGAAGAGAGGCCGAACAACGUGUGGCAACCCCUGGGGUAUCUGUGGGGCUAGUUUGGACUAGUUUUGGUGGAGAAGUUCAGUUUGUGGAGGCUACAGCAAUGGUGGGAAAGGGUGAAUUGCACCUGACUGGACAACUUGGUGAUGUCAUCAAAGAAUCUGCUCAGAUUGCUUUAACAUGGGUAAGAACAAGAGCAGCUGAUCUUAGGCUGGCUGCCACAGAAGGCAUUAAUCUGUUGGAGGGCCGCGAUGUACAUAUACAUUUUCCUGCUGGUGCUGUACCUAAAGACGGGCCUUCAGCUGGUGUGACUUUGGUCACAGCAUUGGUAUCUCUUUUCAGCCAGAAAAGAAUGAGAUCAGAUACUGCUAUGACAGGGGAAAUGACAUUAAGGGGUCUCGUACUACCUGUUGGUGGUAUCAAGGAUAAGAUAUUAGCUGCACAUCGGUAUGGUAUUAGGAGAGUCAUCCUACCUGAGAAGAACUUGAAGGACUUGGCUGAAGUACCAUCCUCGGUGCUGAACAACUUGGAGAUACAUCUUGCAAAGCGAAUGGAAGAUGUGUUAGAGCAAGCUUUUGAGGGCGGGUGCCCUUGGAGGCAACACUCAAAAUUGUGACAGUAUUAUCCUUAAGACCUUGACUAGCACGUCCUACAUUCAACCAUUUGGUCCCACCAUGAUCUAUAUGCAUUGUCGUUAAUAUUGCGGCAUUGGAGACCGCUCAUUUAAAUCUAUUACGGUGGACGGUGAUCGUGUUUGAGCAAAACUUGAGUAAGACACGGCUUGGAAAAGAGCUGCAUAUUACAGAGACCGACCCCAUUUACUGUCGGUGCUCUUUUGUAACUUGUAAGUACAUUUUUCUUUUCUGCGUUCGACUCGCAGUUAACCUACUCCCUUUUUAUUCCCACUUUAUUCUGUAAAUUUUGUUGUAUCAAUGUAAUUUUUAUUGUGCAUAAUCUAUUCAGUUUUUUCACCAA
This is a messenger RNA of Arachis duranensis, 3307 nucleotides long. RefSeq names its product lon protease homolog 2, peroxisomal. The transcript has 17 exons. NCBI's taxonomy places the organism in Eukaryota, Viridiplantae, Streptophyta, Magnoliopsida, Fabales, Fabaceae. Gene Ontology annotation, cellular component: peroxisomal matrix. Gene Ontology annotation, molecular function: serine-type endopeptidase activity; ATP binding; ATP hydrolysis activity. The record is from RefSeq and is a predicted model, not a curated record. Gene Ontology annotation, biological process: protein targeting to peroxisome; protein catabolic process; protein quality control for misfolded or incompletely synthesized proteins.